CCUUGCCGGGAGAGACAGCACCAGCUACAGCGACUGGUAGAGAAGCAUCGACUUCGUCAGAACCUGCAGAGCCUGCAAGGUCCAUCCUCGGCGGUGGAACAUGACCCUGCUCCAAUCCAGCCUCCGAUCCAACCUGAAAUCGACUUCGAUGAAUCAGACUCAGCGUACGGCGACUCAGAUCACCUGAGCGAUACAACAUCAAUACCGUCCACCAUCUGGAGACACCGCUACGAGAAUGGUCGCCGAUACCAUAAGUUUCGCGAGGGCGAGUACUGGGGCCCAAACGACGAGCUCCAGAACGACCAGCUCGACAUCGCACACCACAUGUUCCUGCUGCUCCUCGGGAACAAGCUGCACCUUGCGCCCAUCGAGAACCCGCAGCGUGUGCUGGACCUAGGCUGCGGAACAGGAAUCUGGUGCAUGGACAUGGCAGACGAACACCCCGGCGCCGAAAUCAUCGGCGUGGACCUAUCCCCCAUCCAACCCUCCUUCACGCCACCAAACUGCAAAUUCGAAAUCGACGACGUAACAUCCCCUUGGACCUUCGCGGUGAACUUCGACCUAAUCAACAUCCGCUCGCUGUACGGCUCCAUCGCCGACUGGCCCGCGCUGUACGCCCAGGCGUACGCCCACCUGCAGCCCGGCGGGUACCUACACGAAGUUGAGAUGAGCAUCCAAUUCAAGAGCGACGACGGCACGCUGGCGCCGGACCACGUGCUGAGCCAGUGGAGCGACGUGUUCCACGAGGCGAGCCGGCGGUUCGGGAAGAGCUUCUACGAGGUCUGGAAUCUGGUAUCAUACGCUAAGAACGCGGGCUUUGUCGAUGUCGUCGAGCAUGUAUACAAGGUCCCUGUCAAUGGAUGGCCGGCAGAUCCAAAAAUGAAGGAACUCGGGCGCUGGAAUUUCUUGCACUGCUCCCAGGGCGCUGAGGGGUGGGGGUUGUUUCUGCUGACCAAAGUUAUGGGGUGGAGUGUUGAGGAGGCGCAGGUGUUUAUUGCCAAGUUCCGGACGGGUCUAAAGGAGCGCAGGGUGCAUGCGUAUUUCGAGGUUGUGCAGUUCAGCGCGCGGAAGCCAUCUAACUAAGCGCGAGACGCGAGACGGGGAUGGUGUGGUGAAGCAAUGCGAUUAUGCAAAAAGCAGAGAGAGGUAUCUAGACUCAAAACGUACCACUCCAAACGCCGCAA
Messenger RNA from Didymella exigua CBS 183.55, 1184 nucleotides. Its product is annotated as S-adenosyl-L-methionine-dependent methyltransferase. The record is from RefSeq and is a predicted model, not a curated record. Lineage: Eukaryota; Fungi; Ascomycota; Dothideomycetes; Pleosporales; Didymellaceae. The transcript is spliced from 4 exons. Gene Ontology annotation, molecular function: methyltransferase activity. Bases 325 to 1083 code for a protein of 252 amino acids.